AGACGUAUGGGCGUGCUAGGAGAUUGGAUGACUACUCACGUAGCCCUCGCUAUGAGCCUGACGGGGGUAGAGGCGACUCUCGUGGCCGGUGGGAGUCGGAUCAGGGCCGGUGAGACGGAUACAGAGAUGGCAGAUAUGCGAGAUCGGACCGAGAUGGACAUAGGGACGACAAAUAUGAGAGAUCUGACCGAGAUGGAUAUAGAGAUGACAUAUAUGAGAGGACGGAUCGAGACGGAUACAGGGGCGGCAGAUAUGAGAGAGGGGAUCGACCCGAUGAUUCACGCGGGGGAUACGACCGAGGAGACCGGCGUGAUGAUUCACGCGGGCGGUAUGACCGAGGAGACCGACGAGAUGAUUUACGGGGGUGGUACGACCGAGGAGACCGACGUGAUGAUUCAGGCGGGCGAUACGAUUGAGGAGACCGACGUGACGAUUCACGCGGGCGAUACGAACACGGAGACCGCCGCAAUGAUUCGCGCGGCAGGAAUGAGAGAGGGGGAUAUGACGCUUCUGCAGAACCGUAUCCGAAGUCCCCUAACCCAGAGCAGCGAAAGGUUCGACCUCCAGAGGCGCAAACGACAGGUCGCCCACUCCCAGGAACUCUUGCAUAAUCUGGGAGAUGUAUCGAUGUUCCCUUCGAUGAAGGAGAACGUCGAAGCAAGGAGAGUAAAGCCGAGUAGAGGAAAGGAGCCGGUCAGGAGCCAGAGCAUCAAGAUAACUUUUGAGGGGGAUAUGGCGACCACACCCAUAAGGGUGGCAGCCACCAAGUCGGUGAGAGGGUCUACAUCGAAGAAGACUGACACGGAUUACGUGAUGGCGGAGAAGGACGGGCAACGAAUCGAUGGAGAGGAGGUUAUUCUUUCGCCGCGAAAACGGGGAGUGAAGAAGUUCUUGAUGAAGAGUUCGUUGGACGAGAUUGACACAGUCGAGCCACUGAGACGGGCCCUUCGGCAGCCCAUGCAGUGCUGUAUUCUCGAGUACCUAGCGGCAUCGAAGCCGGCUCGCGAUGAGUUACAGAUAAUCAUGCGGAAGACUCGCAUACCUCUAUCGGAGGAGGCUUAGGGGGCCCCUAAGGCGGAUGCUCCUGCUGUAGCAGUAACGUAGGUGACUGCUAGAGCGG
This is a messenger RNA of Chara braunii, 1120 nucleotides long. NCBI's taxonomy places the organism in Eukaryota, Viridiplantae, Streptophyta, Charophyceae, Charales, Characeae. The record is from the annotation of a GenBank genome assembly.